This is a messenger RNA of Dentiscutata erythropus, 335 nucleotides long. NCBI's taxonomy places the organism in Eukaryota, Fungi, Glomeromycota, Glomeromycetes, Diversisporales, Gigasporaceae. The record is from the annotation of a GenBank genome assembly.
UUAUUAGUUUAGCAUUCGCAAACGUGAGAGGCUUUAGUCCUGAUGGUGCAGUUGUUUCUUCACAACCGCAGUCAGUAUCAUCCCCAUUAACAUUAAAUAAUAAUUUAUAUAUUUUUAAUACACAAAAUUACACAUGGGUUAAUACUUUUGAUGCAUCAAAUAUAUAUGGGAAUUCAACAAACUUAAAUGAUUCAAUUUCAUAUGGUGAAAGAAUUGGUGUUGGUAUAACUGUAUUAGUUAUUGUUAUUAUUAUCGUGGUAGGUGGAGGAUAUAUAUAUUAUAAAAAAUUUUGUAAUCGCAAAAUUUCUAGAUCUACUAGCAUGUCAAAUAUAUAG